CCAGGCGUUGGGAAAUUCGGGAGAGGGAAGGAUGGACUUCUGCAAGGCCUCUCUUCUCGCUACUUUCCCCCGGCUGCUGGGGGGAGAAUUCGGCUUUUGCAUCUCUGCAGUAGCAGAACAGUUGGAAAUGUGAAGGAGAUAGAAUCAGGAAGGAGAGUUUUGGAAAAAGAUAAGCAUCUACAGGUGGAAGCACAAUAUGGGGAUCAAGUGUUACCAAAAAGACAUUGCAGAAGGAAAAGGGAACCAAAAGAGAAGCAAAGAAAGGAAUUGGUGGCCUGUCAGAGCAGAAAGAAGCCUGAGGUCUCUGCCCAAGAUGAAACAGGGAAGAGAAAGAGAAGGCCUAAUGGUGCCGUGAACCAGAAAGGGUUCAACUGCAAAUUCACUGCUAAAACAUCUCACAGCGUUCCAGCAUUCUUGAAAAGGUAUAAAUGCAUGGAAUGUGGGAAGUGCUUCCAAUGGAGUAGUGCACUAACUGUCCAUCAAAGGAGUCAUAGAGGGGAGAAGCCAUAUAAAUGCUUAGAAUGUGGAAAGUGCUUCUCCCAGAAUGGCAACCUAACUGCACACCAAAAGAUUCAUACUGAGGAGAAGCUAUAUAAAUGCUUGGAAUGUGGAAAGUGUUUCUCUCGGAAUAACAGCCUAACUACACAUCAAAAGAUUCAUAUUGGGGAGAAGCCAUAUAUAUGCUUGAAGUUUGGAAAGUCCUCUCCAAGUGGCCUAAGAAAACAUCAAACAGUUCAUACUGGGGAGAAGCCAUAUAAAUGUUUGGAAUGUGGAACAUGCUUCUCUAGAAAUUACCACCUAACUACACAUCAGAAGAUUCAUACUGGGGAGAAGCCGUAUAAAUGCUUGGAGUGUGGAAAGUGCUUCCCUCAGAUUAGCCACCUAAGGAGACAUCAAAAGGUUCACACAGGGGAGAAACCAUAUAAAUGUUUGGAGUGUGGAAAGUACUUUUCUCAGAGUGGCCACCUAAGGACACAUCAAAGGGUUCACACAGGGGAGAAGCCAUAUAAAUGCUUGGUGUGUGGAAAGAGCUUCUCUUUGAAUGGGGGCCUAACUUCACAUCAGAAGGUUCACACUGGUGAUAAGCCAUAUCAAUGCUUGGAGUGUGGAAAGUGCUUCUCUCAUGGGUUCCACCUAAGAAGACACCAAAAGGUUCACACAGGGAAGAAGCCAUAUUAAGACUUUUGAGUGUGGGAAAUGGUUUACUUGGAAUGACACCCAAACUGCAAAUCAAAAGAUUCAUACUGGGUAGACUUCUGGGGAAAAUGAUAAUUUGAAGCACUUUUCAAAGGCUCCAAACCUAUCUUCCUGUUGAACUUACCAUGUCAGCAGAAAAUUUAUUUCUCUUUCUUUACUUCUCCCUACUCUACUGGUGAACGCACAGGGGUCCUGAUGCUGGAUGCCUCACUAACUUUUGAGAUUACCUAGAUUACCAAUGGUGACAAAUCAUACUUUUAAUACCUUCAGCUGUUUUGGCAGCUAGUUCCUUACCUUCCCCCCGCUACCAUGCAAUGGUCACUUACAGGUUAGACUACUGUAACUUGCUUUACGCAGGGCUGCCCCUUGAAUCUGACCCAGAAACUCCAGAUAGUGCAAAAUGCAGUGGUGUCCCUUCUGACUGUGAAGUCUGUGCAGGCGCACUUUCAGCUGGUACAAUACCAAUUGCACUGGCUACCAAUUGAGUACUGGAUCCAUUUCAAGGUGUUGAUGAUCACCUUCAAAGUCGUUUGUAGCCAGGGACCAACAUAUCCGAGGGAGCAAAUGGUAUGCACCCAAGAGUGCUCAUAGAACUUUCUAGAGAGCUUGCAAAGCAUUUCUUCAUCAUCUUCCACAACUCCUGGAGGAUGGGAAACAUGCCACAAGGCUGAAGGAGGGCAGAUGUUAUCCCAGUUUUCAAAAAAAAAAAAAAAGGUGAUCCAGGAAGCUACAGACCAGUCAUCCUGACUUCCGUCCCACAGAAUGUGACUAACAGCAGUGAAAAAAUUGUGAGAUUUUGCUUUGCAUGGCGAUGAUUAUUAAAAAGGUUAAAGAAAAUGAUUCACAGGAAAGGAAAACUUUGAGGAGUGGUUUCAAGGACAAACGGAAGACAGCAUGAAAGAGGAGGUGAAAUAGGAAAUUUACAGUUAUCAGUGGAUGUAAAGCAGAAAUAAAGUCAAAUGUGAAUUCC
Messenger RNA from Heteronotia binoei (common prickly gecko), 2167 nucleotides. RefSeq names its product zinc finger protein 570-like. Gene Ontology annotation, molecular function: DNA-binding transcription activator activity, RNA polymerase II-specific; RNA polymerase II cis-regulatory region sequence-specific DNA binding. The transcript has 2 exons. Gene Ontology annotation, biological process: regulation of transcription by RNA polymerase II. Bases 433 to 1179 code for a protein of 248 amino acids. Gene Ontology annotation, cellular component: nucleus. Lineage: Eukaryota; Metazoa; Chordata; Lepidosauria; Squamata; Gekkonidae. The record is from RefSeq and is a predicted model, not a curated record.